AUGUCGUUUUCGCUGAAUAUAAAGAGCAAAGGCAAAAACAAGAAGAAGAGAUCGAAACCAGCUGGAAGUACUGUGGAUAUAUUUAACGAAGGUGUUGAUGGGUUACAAGAUGAGGAACUAGCUUCUAGCAAGAAACGAAAGAUACGAAUUACGGAAAUCUCAAAGUUUACAGAAGAAAAUGAAAAUGCAAAGAAAGAUGCAGAAUUAGUGAUAUCGAUGGAUAAUACUGACGAGCCUACGAAGAUGGUGACAUCUGUGGAAGAGUACGAGACCGUGCCCGUGGAGUUGUUUGGCGAAGCAAUGCUUCGAGGCAUGGGCUGGGAUGGCAAGUAUGAAAAAGAGGAAGAAAAAGCUAAAUCAAUAAAUGAAAAGAAACAGAUUCAUCCGGAGGGAUUAGGUAUAGGUGCUAAAGGUUCUAAUGCUAGUCUGGCAGCUGAUAUUGAAUCUUUCAUGCCCGUUGUCAAAGUAAAGAAGCAAAACUCAGAUGAUAAAUAA
This is a messenger RNA of Kazachstania africana CBS 2517, 495 nucleotides long. RefSeq names its product spliceosome ATPase-activating subunit SPP2 (gene SPP2). The transcript has a single exon. The record is from RefSeq and is a predicted model, not a curated record. Gene Ontology annotation, cellular component: spliceosomal complex. NCBI's taxonomy places the organism in Eukaryota, Fungi, Ascomycota, Saccharomycetes, Saccharomycetales, Saccharomycetaceae. The coding region runs from base 1 to 495 and encodes 164 amino acids. Gene Ontology annotation, biological process: mRNA splicing, via spliceosome.